AUGACGAGUGGGAACCCGAAAAAGAUGAAAGUGAGCGAGCUGCGCGCGGCUCUCGAGUCGCGCGGAAUGAGCUCAAACGGACUGAAGACGGAGCUGAUCCAGCGGCUGGAGCUGGCGAUGGACGAGGAAGAGUUCGGCAGCGAGGCGCAGGAGAUGGAGGAGCUCAAGGUGGCGAGUCCCAAGGCGAUCAAGAAGGUCGAGCCAAAGAGGAAGGAGACGCUUGCUGUGCUGGCUGCUGCUGCGGUCACGAUGGCCGACGAAGAGUCCGAGAAGAUUCAAGGAGAAAGAUCGAAGCACGUUGCGCCUGUCAAGAAGCCGAUAGUCGCUAUUGUGGGAUCCUCAUCCGCCGCUCUAAGCGAGACGAAGGAUGAGAGAGAUGACGACGCUGGUGCCACUGCAGCUGAUGGUGUAUCGGAGGAGAAGGAAGAAGAGGAAGAGCAAAAGAAGAUAGAGAGUACUGGUGAAGAGGAAACGGACGCACCUGUGGCAGUCAUGACGGAGGAGCAGAAGCGUGCGGCUCGUGCGGCCAAGUUUGGCAUCCCUUUGAGUAUCGAGGACAAGAAGGCUCAGCGUGCAAAGCGUUUCGACCUUCCUAGUGCAGGAACCGAGGAGGAAAAGGCAAAGCGACUGAAGCGGGCGGAGCGGUUCCACUCGGAAACAGAUGACACGUUCGAGAAGAAGAAAGACGCACGCACGAAACGCUUUGGUCUCAACGCAGAGGAGGACCGGCGUCUCGAGCGUGCCAAGCGCUUCAACCUUGAGACGAGCGAAGUGUUUCAAGAGAAGCGACAAAAGCGACUGGAGCGUUUUGCGACUGCUCAGCAAUGA
This is a messenger RNA of Peronospora matthiolae, 828 nucleotides long. The record is from the annotation of a GenBank genome assembly. Lineage: Eukaryota; Oomycota; Peronosporomycetes; Peronosporales; Peronosporaceae.